Puccinia graminis f. sp. tritici CRL 75-36-700-3 is the source of this 2727-nucleotide messenger RNA. RefSeq names its product anthranilate synthase component I. NCBI's taxonomy places the organism in Eukaryota, Fungi, Basidiomycota, Pucciniomycetes, Pucciniales, Pucciniaceae. The record is from RefSeq and is a predicted model, not a curated record. The transcript has 9 exons. Gene Ontology annotation, biological process: L-tryptophan biosynthetic process. Bases 599 to 2227 code for a protein of 542 amino acids.
GUCAAACUUUGGAAAGGCUGGUUGUAUGCGCUCACUGUGCUCGCACAUGAACACUGAAGGCAGCUGCUUCGAAAUUUCCCUCCUUUCCUAUCGCCAAUCCAUCCAUUCCUUGACAUCGAUCGUCUCGAUCAACCUAUCUGUCGAUAGACGAAGAAGGAUGGUCCUGAUUCUGAAUACUAGAUGGCUUCGAUCGUCGAUGUCGAAGAGAAUGAAUAUGGAAGGAUAUGUAAUCGAUGUUUCUCAUACAGCAUCUGUGAACGUCUCAUCUCCAAAGAAACCUUGUUGCUUGUUUAGGCUUCGAGCUCUUUCCCAUCCGAUAUCUUGCCGGUUUACUUCCGCCGAUAGCUUCGAACCGAGUUUGUUCUGUCCACCCUUACAUCCAAGGAACUGAAUACAGCACUGACAACGCACUCAGCUUAUAGGACGAUCGCUGAACCGCAGGAGAGGGUGUAUGUUUUGAAAAAAGUAACACUUAUACACACAUCGACCUCGUCUGCUAGAUAGGACCAUCACAUCCAGAUCCAUCGACAAAACAAGCCGAAAUCGCUCGAGGCACACAUCCACUUGACCCGAAUCGGCUCCAACGAAACAAACGACCAUGUCUCCGUCAACUAUUCCACCGGUCCAUGUCCCUCUGAAUCGAUACCAAUUCGAGCCCAGUUUAGAGGACGUCCAAGAUCUCAUUCUCAAUCAACAGAAGGGGAACUGUCUCCCGGUCUUCGUCUCGCUACCAGCAGACCUGCUCACCCCGGUCGCGGCUUAUCUAAAACUCACCAAUGGCGCACAGUGCCAGUCAAAGACUUCAUCCUCGGCGAGCGAUCAGACCGUCGAAGGCGUCGAGAGCUUCUUACUGGAGAGCGUGGUAGCCGGGAGUCACCAGGCUCGUUACAGCUUUGUCGGUAGCAAUCCUUCAAGGGUCCUCAGGACGGGUGAAAACUAUGCAUUCAAGGGUGACCCCUUGAUUCCGCUGGAGGAAGAACUCAACAAGUACAAAUAUGUACCUGUGCCCGGAAUCCCCCCAUUCACCGGCGGCGCAAUAGGGUAUGUAUCUUACGAUUGUGUCUUCCACUUCGAGCCCACCACCCGCCGUCCCUUGUCGGACCCGAUUGGGAUGGCCGAGUCGGCGUUCAUGAUUUGCGAUACCGUCGUGGUAUUUGACCAUACCUUUCAAACCGUCAAGGUCGUCUCCAAUGUCAUCAUCCCCUCGGCCUCGUCCCCCACAGCAGACCAGGUCAGCGCGGCCUACGAACGCGCUAAGGUGAAGAUCAUUGACGUGUGCAGUCAAUUAGAAUCCAGUCAUGUUCCCCUACCUGUACAAGAACCGAUUCCAUCCAAAGAAGAACGUACACCGCCAGUCAGUAACGUGGGUAAGCAGGGCUAUGAGAGCUUCGUUACCAGCCUCAAGCAAAACAUCUGCAAAGGUGAUAUCAUUCAAGCCGUUCCUAGCCAACGUCUGAAGAAAGAAACCCGACUUCAUCCGUUUAACGUCUACCGGCAUUUGCGUCGACUCAAUCCUUCCCCCUACAUGUUCUAUAUCAACUGUGGUCAGGCGGUCCAACUGAUCGGGGCCUCACCGGAAUGUCUGUGCAAGGUGAGUCCGGGCGGGGUUGUCGAAAACCAUGCGAUUGCGGGGACGAUCCGGAGAGGAAAAAGCUUGGCGGAGGACGAAGUGUUGGCUCAGGAAUUGCUCGGCUCAAUCAAGGAUCGUGCCGAGCAUGUGAUGUUGGUCGAUCUCGCUAGGAAUGACGUCAAUCGCGUCUGUCGGCCCGAGACCGUCAACGUCGAUAGCUUGAUGGCUGUAGAAAAAUUCAGUCAUGUCAUGCAUCUUACUAGUCAAGUCAGUGGUGUCUUGAGAGAAGGUCUCACGAGGUUUGAUGCAUUUAGAUCGAUCUUUCCGGCGGGGACGGUCUCAGGAGCGCCGAAGCUGAAGGCAAUCACGUUGGUAGCCGAGUUAGAGAAGGAGCGACGAGGCUCGUAUGCGGGCUCGGUGGGCCGGUUCAACUUUGAGGAGUCGGCGAUGGACACUUGCAUUGCGAUCCGGACAAUGGUGGCUAAGGAUGGGGUGAUCUAUCUCCAGGCUGGCGGCGGGAUCGUCCAUGACAGCGUCGAGGAGGACGAGUACAUCGAGACUAUUAAUAAACUUAAGGCUAAUGUGACUUGCAUCGAAUCCGCUGAAGACUAUCAUUAUAACUUAGAACAAUUAUCAAAGGCCGCCAAACAAGCAUAAUACACCCCCCCCCGAGAAUACUCUUUCUUUUGCAAUCAAGUUUGUAUAUUUUAUUAUGGUUGAUUUGAAUCCAUGAGACAGAUAUAUUUUACCAGCACAUUAUCCAUCUAUAUAAUAUACCUAUACCAUCCAAUCUUAUCUAUCUUGUGUCGGGUUGUCUAGAUCGUUAACUAGAUCUUAUCAAUCAAUACCUGCACUCCGCAAUGACAAUGCUUGGAGAGUGUGCUUUCAAUCAGACAGCUCUAUUAUGACUUCCCACUCUUGUUGAAAAUUUUUAGGGGAUUUUUCGCCACCAUAUGGGGAGACUCUCAGAUUUAUGCAUUCAUCAACUAGAAUUAGUCAUUGAGAUUCAUCUUGGGAGGAGGGCAUAGUUAGCUAAUUUGUCCAAUGCCCCCCCCCACUCAUCUGGAAUUUUGAUAUCAGUGGUUUGUCAGAUACCAGUGGUAUACCACGGAAAUCUGAGGAUCAAGAACCUCAAAAUUGUGUCUUACUUGUCCAGG